UGAAAUGAAAUCAUCCUCAGUUACCGCACUCGUUUCCAAAGUUAAACAAUUCCGUUUAACACUCACGAUGAAACUCUACGUAAUUUUGAUUCAAAUAUUUUUCACUUUUGUUCACGUUAAUGCCGCAGGUUAUAAUGGUCCAACCAAUCAAGCUGGAUUAGACCUGAUCAAGAAAUUUGAGGGAUGGUACCCGAAUUUCUAUACUGAUCCUGUAGGUAUCAAGACAAUCGGCUAUGGACACUCUUGCCAUGUUUCGAACUGUGCUGUCCCCAUAAACGGAAAAUACCCUGUGCCUCUAUCGGCAGCCAACGGUUUGGCUCUGUUAAAAUCAGAUCUUGUGUCUUACGAGAAAUGUGUUGCGUCGAAUGUCAAAGUGAAUAUCAAUGCAAAUCAGUUUUCCGCACUCACAUCGUUCGUGUUCAAUUUGGGUUGUGGAAACUUUAAAUCAUCGACAUUGUUAAGUCGUCUAAAUGCCGGUAAUGUUAAGGGCGCGUCUGAGCAAUUCCCUGUUUGGGUUAAGGCUGGCAACAAAGUUUUGCCUGGUCUGGUAAAACGUCGGGAAGCUGAAAGAACACUGUUCUGUACGGGAGGAGUUUGCGCAGCAACAUCGACAACAUGUACGGGGUCUGUAACUGCCACAUCCCUGUUUAUUCGAGCUUCAGCAAGUUCCACCUCUGCAUCCGUUGGAUCACUGACGAAAGGACAAUCUGUGACAAUACUAGGUAGAGUGGCUGGACAAAGCAUUAGUGGCAAUUCGAACUGGUUUAAAAUAUCCAAAGGAUAUGUGUCCGCAUACUAUAUCAAUAUAACAAAAUCUGGACCGACGUGGUGUCAAAAAUAAUUUCAAUUUAUUCGUCGUGUGCAUAAUUCAUCCAUCAGAUGACAAGCAUAUGACCAAUAUAAUUAUGAGAUGUGCGGGAAAACAGGAGUUUCUUAAAAAUUAAUUACUUUACUUUACCAGUGAAGUAAUGUGCCUUUUCCGUCACAAGGAAAAAGUCUUUCUCAAGGUCAUACUAUACACUUGAAAUAAUUUGAUAUCUCCUAUUACAAUGAGUAAAAGUAUCUUAAGCGAAAGCCCUAGGAUGCUUUUACUCAUUUCGAUACGACGUAUUAAAUUCCUUCACUUGUAUUGUAAUGUAUUGUUUUGUCUUGUCAAUACCUUUCAUUGUUAUGUCAAAACGUCGAAAAACAGCGGGAAACAGGCCAAAUACGUCGAUCGUUUACCCUGUUUUCCCGCACCUCCAUGAAAUUUGUUAUUUCAUUUGACCUAGUCAUUUUUCAGAAAUUGAUACAAAAUCUUUUACUUCAAUAUUUGUAAGUAACACAUCGACUGGUGAGGGUAUCUCAUAAUCAUGAAGCUUUUAUGUAUAAUAAACUGUAGAAUCAGAGAAAAUA
Messenger RNA from Bradysia coprophila, 1395 nucleotides. RefSeq lists its product as uncharacterized. Gene Ontology annotation, molecular function: lysozyme activity. The record is from RefSeq and is a predicted model, not a curated record. NCBI's taxonomy places the organism in Eukaryota, Metazoa, Arthropoda, Insecta, Diptera, Sciaridae. Gene Ontology annotation, biological process: cell wall macromolecule catabolic process; peptidoglycan catabolic process.